AUGGAUGUAGAAAAUGAUAAUUCGAUAUAUAUAGAUCCGGAAAUAAUAAUAAAAGAAUUAGUUAUUUCAUUACCAGUUUUAACUGAAUCUGAUGUCGAAAUGAUAUUAAAUAAUGUCGAUUAUUUUGACGACGAAUCAUCCGUAGAUGAAGACGAAAAAGAAAAACCUUGUUUAAAACGUGAUCAACGACGUUUAAAUUUAUUAAAUAAUCCUGAUUAUGGUAUUAUUCUUGGUUUUAUUGAAAAAUUUCGUUCAUAUAUAAAAAUGAAAAAUUAUCCAUUACGCAUACUUGAAGAUAAUCUAAUAUGUGAAAAAGAAAAGCUUAGUGGACGUUUUAUUGAUUUUCAUCUUGCUCUACUUAGAAAAGUUACAUCAGGUAAAUUGCUAAAAAGAGACCAAUUUGUUCCAAGUAUAGCAAAGUUUGCUGAUCGUUUUAAUCAUGAUGAUGGAGAUUACUUAAAUGAACAUGGAUAUUCAAAAUCAAAUGUUGAAAUUAAACUUCGAGUUUUAAAAAAUUUAUUAGAAAAACAAUUUGAUUGUGAUCAGACAUUGAAAACUUUUGUUGCUAAUAAUCCAUCACAUGAAAUACGUUCAAAACCAUUUGGUCGAGAUCGAUUUGGUGCAUCGUAUUGGUUAUUUAUGGAUACGGAAUGUUUUAUGCGUGUAUUUCGUGAAAAUAUUGAUAAUAAACAUACAUGGAUAAAUGUAGCAAAAAAUCAAACUGAAUUAGAAAAUCUAAUAAAACUUCUUAUAACUGAUCAUAUUAUACGAAAAAAAUUUCCUGAAUGGAAAUUUUCUUAUGAAUCAUUUAAUUGUUUAUCAUCAUCAAAUGAAUUUGAAGAACGUUAUUCAUUCAAUUUAUCAGAUAAUAAACCUAAAAAUGAACUUUUAGACGAACUAUGUUCUUCAUUAGUAUUACUUCAUUCAGAUAUUGUUAAAACAGAUGAUGUUGAUUUUGAUCCAGUUGUUAAUCUUAAUCGCGAUUUACCAUCGUCACCACCAAUAUUAUCACCUUUUAAGAUUGAUGAUGUUGAAAAAAAAGAUGAUAUGGAUGUAACAUCUGAUAAUGAAUCAGGAAAUUCUAGUGAAAUUAAUCCUAAUCGUUUAAGUAUUUCAUCAUCAAUUAAUGCAAGAGAUGAUACAUAUUCUGGUGAUUAUUCAGACGAUUCAAUUUAUAAUAAUGUUAAUUAUAGUUAUAAAUAUGAAGAUAUAGAAAAUACAAGUAGUAGCUUUCAUGACCAACAUAUAACAUCAAAAAAUGAUAAUGAUAGUGUACAAGCUAUUGUAUUAAAACCAUUAUUAGAACAAGGAAUAAAACGUAAACUUGUAGAUUAUGAUGAUAGUGAAAGCGAUGCAGAAGAUAAUGAAAAACAUGAUGAAGUUAGUCAAGAUUCUCAUCAAAUUCCAGAUAAGAAAGACUCAACAAAUAAUGUUGAAUUACCUAUUGCAUUACGUCGAUCAAAACGUGGUCGUAGAUCACGUUUGGCUGAACUUUCACCAGCUUCAUCAAACGCAAGCAAAUCUGCUUCACGAAGUUCAAGAACAAAGAAAUCAGUAGAUGAAGGAUGGAAAAGUCCUACUCAAUCAUCUAAGACAAAUGGUCGUCGUCAACGUAAGGGUCGUCGUGGUAAAACAUCAAUGAAUGACCAUUCAUCAUCAACUUCUGAUGAAAAUCCACUAUAUAAUGAUGAUGAUUUUUCCGAUGAUUAUUUACCUGAUAAAUCAGAAGUAGAUGAACUUCUUACUGGAAAUUUAUUAGAAGAAGACAAUGAUGAGGAUUCCAUUUCUAAUCGUAAAGCAAAAACUGUUGCACAAUGUCAUGAACAAUUUCAAAGACCAUUAACAUCAUGUUCGAUAUGUUUACAAAACAAUCAUCCUGAAUCUUUAUUAUUAUGUGAAGAUUGUGAUGAUGCAUAUCAUUUAGAAUGUCUUAAACCUGAAUUAUUAUCAAUACCUAAUGACAGUUGGUAUUGUCCAUUAUGUGAACAUAAACGUUUAUGUGAUGGUUUAGUUGAAAAAUUACUUAUACUUAUAAAAGAUCAAGAAGAUUUUGAAAUGAAACGUCGAUUAUAUGUAUCAAAACGAAGAAAACGUUUAACAAAUGUUGCUGUUAAUCUUGAUCGAUAUGUUAAACAACCAACAAAUGAACAUAAAACAAAUGGUAUUGUUUCAAGGGAUGAAAAAGACGAAGAAGAAGAAGAAGAAGAACAAGAAAUUAAAAAGAAAACGAAUUCAACAAAUAAUAAUAAUCAUAAUAAUGAUAAUAAUAAGGAAGAAGAAGAUGAUGAUGAUGAUAGUGUUUAUGGACGUAAAAAUGAUGAAAAUCGAAAACCAUCCGAUCAAGAACAAGAACAAGAACAAACAGGAAAACGUCGUGUAAGAUCAUGUCGACGAAAAGCACAAAAUUAUUCUUUUGAUGAUUAUGAUAAAAAAAUGAAAGAAGCUAUGAUUGAUGCUGGAAUUAAUAAAGACUUAAUUGAUAAUGAUUCAGAUGAUUCGGAUGAAAUCAUUAUAAAAAGAAAACAACCAGGAAAACGUCGCCGUUAUGAAUUUGAUGAUGAUUUUGAUGCGUCAAAUAGCAAACAUAAUGAUGAAUAUCUACCUAGUCGACGUCGAACUAUAAAUUCUGAUAGCCGAAGCGAAGCAAGAGAUAAUGAUAGUCUUCUAUCUUAUCGACGUCCAACUAUGAACGAUGAUAGCCGAAGUGCAAGAGAUUAUGAUGAUUUUCUAUCAAAUCGACAUCCUCCAACUAUAAACGAGGAUAGUCGAAAUGCAAGAGAUUAUGAUGAUAUUCGACCUAAUCGACAACCAACUUUCAAUGAUGAUAGUCGAAGUGAUGCAAGAGAUUAUGAUGAUAAUGAUGAUUUCGGUAUGAGUGACGAUGAUAGAGCUUGGAAAAGUCAACCACAAUCAUCAACAUCAUCAAAACCAAAAAAGAAAUCCAAUGCAAAAAAACCCAAUCGUAAUAAUCAACGUAAAUCAACAAUUCGAUCAGAAGAAGAUAGCAUUCUUUCUGAAGCUAAUCUAAACAAUUUACCAUCAGGAAUUAAAAUAAAAACUGAACCAACAACUGAAUUUGAUCAAAAUAUAAUUGGUACAAAUGAAACUGCUAAAAAUACAUUUGAUAAACGUCCAGUUGUUAAUAAUUCGUUUGAUCAAACUCCAACUACUAAUAAGUCAGUUAAUAAAACACCAGUUGUUGAAAAUGCAACUGAUAAAAAUGAAGCUUCUAAGGCUCCUAAACGACGACAACGGCGGACAGUAACUACAAAAAAGAAACCUUCGAUUCAACCAGAAAAGUUUAGUGAUGAAGAAGAAAAUGGUCAUCCUCCAGUGCCAGCACGUAGACCUUAUCGAAGACGGCGUAUUAGUCAUGAAUCAUCUAUUGAUGAGGAUGAUGAUUAUGAAAAAUUAGCACAUAAACGUCGAUUAUUUUCUCAAGGAAAAGGUAUAACACGAACAAGCAUAACAGAUCAUAUUAAAAAAUUAGUUGGAGAUGAAGAUGAUGAUGAAGAACAAGAAGAAAAUGAAGAAGAUGAAACAAAAGUUAAAAAUUCAAAUGGAACAAAAAAGAAUGGUAAUUCAAAACAAAAAAAUAAAAAUUCACAAUAUGAAGAAUAUCAAUUAUCGGAUGAUGAUGAUUUUCCAGAUGAACAAGAAAUAUUAAAAACAACUGGUUUAAAUUUAAAAAAACCUUCAAAUAUACCAAAAGCUGCUCCUUAUCGAGCACCAUGUACGCCUUCAAUGCUUUCAUAUCAAUUUAUAAUGGCUGAUCCAACAGCAAAUUUUGAUUUAACUUGUUUACCUGAAACACCAAUGACAGAACCGAGUGACACAAAUCAAGCUAAUGGCAAUCAUGGUCUAUCAACAUCGACUUAA
Molecule: messenger RNA, 3879 nt
Organism: Rotaria sp. Silwood1
Lineage: Eukaryota; Metazoa; Rotifera; Eurotatoria; Philodinida; Philodinidae
Source: the annotation of a GenBank genome assembly